Molecule: messenger RNA, 2409 nt
Organism: Nomascus leucogenys (northern white-cheeked gibbon)
Lineage: Eukaryota; Metazoa; Chordata; Mammalia; Primates; Hylobatidae
Gene: TMIE
Product: transmembrane inner ear
Exons: 4
Coding region: 906-1211 (101 amino acids)
Source: RefSeq, a predicted model, not a curated record
GUUGCUCUGGAGUUGCGGGGGCCACGGGCGGGCCACGGAGGAGGUGGCGCGCGGCAUUGAUCCGUCCCGCCGCCCCAAGCCUCUCCUGAGGCCUCUCUCUGGCGUCCCCCGGGAUCCGAAGGCCCCUGGGACCCGGCGCGGGGAGGAAUAGUGGGAGACUUGACCCCUCCGCCCCCUGCGCACCCACGCGCACACUUAGGCUCGCCUCUCGGGCACCGCUUCCCCUGCAAGGCUCCGAGACCGCCGCGCCACCACCUCGCCCCGCCAGUCAGUCGCUCUGCGAGCCUGUGGUGCAGCCCCGUGACCUCCCGGGUCUGCCCUGAGUCACAGAAGCCAGCACACGCGGUGCGCUGUGUGGGUUCGUGGAACUUGGAGCCGGUAGAGGGGUAUACUGAGGCGCCCUGCGGCCCCCUGGGCUGGGUGUCCACGGCCGGCCGCCCCUCCUGUGCGACCUUGGGGAAGUCCCCUUUCCUCCCCACUCCUGAGUCUCGCAGGCCUGGUAGAGUAUGAAGCUGGCCGGGUGUGCUUUGUGCGAAGGCCUGAGACCUUGGAAAGGGUGGCUGAAGACUGAUCUGGGACAGACCCCCCGGGAGCGGGAGGGAACUUAGUUCAAACCUGUAACAAAAAAGCCCCCCGUCAGCAGCCUGAUUCCCCCUCUGGCCACCAGACUAGUCACCCGUUGCUCUCAGUGGCACUCAGGUUCCAGUAAGGAGGAGGCUCAGGGUCCAAGGCGGCCGUGGAAGAGCAGAAAGGGUGGCCCACCAGCCCCCUACUCAGCCCCUAGUGAGGAGGUGGGAGGCAUCCCCCAUCCUGCCAGGCUGAAGAGACCCCCAGUGGAGCCCAGCACGGCCCCUCCCAAGCCGAAGCCGCCCCCGCUGACCAAGGAGACAGUGGUGUUCUGGGACAUGCGCCUGUGGCACGUGGUGGGCAUCUUUUCGCUCUUCGUGUUGUCCGUCAUUAUCACCCUGUGCUGUGUCUUCAACUGUCGUGUGCCACGGACCCGGAAGGAGAUUGAAGCCCGGUACCUGCAGCGAAAGGCAGCCAAGAUGUACACAGACAAGCUGGAGACUGUGCCACCCCUCAGUGAGCUCACAGAAGUCCCAGGAGAGGAUAAGAAGAAGAAGAAGAAGAAGGACAGUGUGGACACAGUGGCCAUCAAGGUAGAGGAGGAUGAGAAGAAUGAGGCUAAGAAGAAGAAAGGAGAGAAAUGAAGACAUCCUGGACAGCUUGGGCUGGCAGGUCCUGGAGCUCAAGCCGUGGCCGGGGACCAGGCAUGUUGGACUCUGAGCUCAUUUGGGGACCACAGAUUCUGUGGUCAGAGGGGGAAGCUGAGGCCCAUGGCCACAUCCUCAUGGCCCAUCAGGGGCAGGAACCAGACAAUCUAGUAGGUGUCCUGCCCCCCAGCCUAGGCUUGGCUCCUUUCACCCCAUCCACAUGAGUACUGUCUCGGCAGAGGUGGUCUGGUGCCACCAUCCCUCUGCAGAUACACUGCUCUCCCCACCCAGACCUGCCUGUCUCCCACCCUUUCUGCCAGGGAUGGCAGUAGCUGUGAAGGAUUAAUGGGAUAAGGGUUUACUUCAGCCACCCUUUCUGGCACGAAAUGGCUGAAGUGCAUGGGUCAGGGUGUGAGACCACACCCAGACUGGCCAUGAGGAGGCAGAGAGGGUCACUGGGGACAUUGUGGCAGCAGGAGGGACUCUGUCUGGCCAGGGAGGAGCCCCGAUGGUGGGGAGACUUCCCCAAGCCUGGCAAGGGAUCCAGCUCAAGGGAAUGAGUAGAGGUGGCUUCAGAAAUGGAACCCCCCAGCCCAGCAGAUACUAAGCUCAAGGCAAUGGGCUACCCUCAUUUCACACGUUGUGAUGAAGCUGAGGCUGCUGCCAGGCCCGGCAUGAGGCCCCAAGGCUCGAGCUCAGGGCUGGGGGCUGCAGGGCUGGGUCAGGGGUACACAGAGCUAAGGCCAGUGGGCUAGAGGGUGCAGGAAAGAGAGUUGGAGUCUGGGCCCCUCUUGGGAAUCAGAGUAUGUUUAAGAAGCCAAGGGGGACCUCAGGCUGUUCUGGUGGCCCCUUCUAUGCCCAGCUGUGCUGGGAGGUCUCAGGGCCCUAGGAGAUCACAGCAGGGACUUCUGCCUGCUGACCAUAACAGCGCCAGCUUCUUUGCAGCUUCCUCUUCUACCAUUUCCCACUACGGGCACCUAAAAGAAGCAUCUCUGACCAGAAGACAAAGGCCCAAAUAGCACCUGGGGGAGGGAAGAUGCACAGAGGCACUUCCAGAUGGCAUCGAACAGACUAAGGCUCUGAAACCUAGGCCUGAACACUAAGGUCUCGAGACACCAGAGGUUUCUGAGCCAGGAGAGCCUGCUGGAAAAGCAGCCUGCAGAGGUCUGUGAAUAAAGUUGAGUGCCUUCUCAGA